GGUACGUCUGACUGUACGAGACUUGGCUCUUGGUGGGAUACGCGAAGGCAUCUCUCGGUCCGACGGAGGCAGACAUCAACAAGCUCCCCAGUCCCCCGGUCACUUCCUGUCUCCAGAAAUUUUCCUAAUUUUAAAAUUUCCACCAAGUUUACAUUGGGAAAAAUUCUUAAAGUAAAUAUAGCAGGAGGGACUGAAAUUGUGGAGGAGCCUGCAACGCAAGAUUCGACGAGGGAAAGAUUUUUUAUUUCCGGAAAACACACUCCCAAAUAAAUAUUUGAGAAAGCGUCCGAUGGACGACACUUCCGAGCAGACGGACAGGAUGACCGUGAAGAUCAACCACAUGGAGUCCCCUUCAGCUAACAGGAGGUCAUCAAAAGCCAAAAAAGUGGUCAGAAAGGAGCGUCGUCGUCGUCGUCGUCGUCACGUGGUGAAGAAAAUCUUCCCCUGCAAAAUCUGCCUUUGUCCCUUCACCAACGGAACCUCUGCUCGCUUCCACGCCCGCACCCACCUCAACCCCCACGAGCUGGAGCAGUCUUCACUUUUCCAUGAGAAAUGCCCCCACUGCCAAAAACCGUUUCUCCGUCGUCACCACUUUACCAACCACGUGAACGCGCACGAAGGUCGGAAGAACCACGACUGCCCCACCUGCAAAAAGAAAUUCACCACAAAACAGCAAUUGACCGCGCAUGCCUUCGUCCACCUGAGCCGCGAGGAGCGCGCCGAGGUGCGGCAGGGCUGGCGACACGGCUGCUACUUUUGCAGCAAACGAUUCAGAAUUUCGGCCCAUCUCAGACGUCAUCUUGUGCGCCACACCAAGGAAAAAGUGGGCGGAAAAUGUCCCACUUGUCAAAAAACGUUCGCCUCCAAAUAUUCCCUGACCAGGCAUCGUUUCGCCCAUCUCUCCGAAGACGAGAAGGUCGCCCUCGUGAAGCAGGGGACGAGUCGGGAGUGCCUAUUUUGCCAAAAGAUAUUCGCUAACAAUGACACGUAUCAUGCUCACCUGGCCUCCCAUACGAAGGAAAAACCAUUCCGCUGCGACCAGUGUGGCAAACAGUUCGGCCUUAAUUGUAGCUUAAGCCGGCACAAGCUUAUCCACACUUCCAACCCAAAACGGUUCAAUUGCGACGAGUGUGACCAAGCGUUCGGUCAAAAAUAUCACCUGACCAGCCACAAGAAGACUGUGCACCGGAAGCGGAAGGACAUAGCCCGAGUCCCGUGUCCCGAGUGCGGAAAGAAGUUCGGGAGGAAGAGUCACAUGGUGACACAUCUGAGGAGUGUUCAUGCCAAAAUCCGGCACCCCUGCCCCCACUGCGGACAAACAUUCACGAAUAAAUCCAAUCUUGGGAGACACUUAAGGAAGGUUCAUCAGAACCUCUCAUAAAUAGCGUCUCAUCAAGUGACCACGUGUUUCCCAUAUUUUUGUUAACAUUAUUUCACGACUUAUUCCUAAAUAAUUAUUCUUAUGGUGCUGUUAAAAAUUGCAUAAUUGAAUUAUUAAGGUGUAAAAAUGACACAAUUUUUGUUACCGUUUUGAUCACGACGAUUUUUAUGUAGUAAAAUCAUGUAAGAAAAAAAAA
Molecule: messenger RNA, 1577 nt
Organism: Folsomia candida
Lineage: Eukaryota; Metazoa; Arthropoda; Collembola; Entomobryomorpha; Isotomidae
Product: oocyte zinc finger protein XlCOF26-like
Exons: 2
Coding region: 290-1381 (363 amino acids)
Source: RefSeq, a predicted model, not a curated record